UCCAGCUCCACUGCGCUCCAGUCCAGCUCGUGUGCAAACACCCACCGAACCGGGUGUCUCGUGCUACCGUAGGAAACCAAACCCCUCCACCCAUGAGCCAUGCUGUUUCUGGCGUUAGCGCUGUGUCUCAGCCGGGCGGUUAAUGCCGCUCUGAGCGAGGAUGCUGAGGUCGCAGAGCUGGUGGAGUUGGAGGACUACGCGCUCUCCAGAGCGGACUUUGCCACCGUUCCUCGCAGAGUCGCGCGCCAGGUGAAGACGCUUCUGACCAAGGAAACCAAACCACAUAUUCAGGAGUACUCAGUGCAGACCACCAUCAUCUCUCGGUAUGCUUUUACCGCUGUGUCCUGCACAAUGUUCAACAGGCACAGCGCUGCCAUUCAGGGGGUUUUCCAAUUCCAAGUGCCAGCAGCCGCCUACGUCUCUAACUUCACCAUGAUUGUGGGAGGAAGAGUGUUCCCCAGUCAAAUUAAAGCAAAAGAGAAGAAAGUGAGAAAGGACAAAGGGGAGAACAACGGCAAACCAAAGAGCAAGGAGUCAACAGAGGUCAGUGAUGGUGAGAUGGAGUUGUUCCGCAUGGCCGUCACCAUCCCAGGGCGGAACCGUGCCAUUUUCCUGCUGACCUAUGAGGAGCUGCUGCAGAGACGGUUGGGUUACUAUGAACAUGUGACCAGCGUCCGGCCCAUGCAGUUGGUUAGCAAGCUCAGUGUUGGGGUUACCAUAGUGGAGCAUUCGCGCAUCAAAUACCUCGAGGUGCUUCCUUUACGUAACAGCAGAACGUCGGCCUCCAGCAGCAGGAGCAAGACUGACGGUAAAGAGUCUAUGCCUGUUUCCACGGUGAUCAGACAGAACAAAACUUUCUGCAAGAUCACCUUCACCCCCAACAUUGUUCAGCAGGUCAAAAUCGCCAACAAUGGAAUGCUGGGAGAUUUCGUGGUUCGCUAUGAUGUGGACAGAGAAAUAGGGAUUGGGGACAUUCAGGUUCUGGAUGGACAUUUCGUGCAUUAUUUUGCCCCCAAAGACCUGCCUGUUGUACCCAAGAAUGUUGUGUUUGUGAUUGACACCAGUGCCUCUAUGGUCGGGACCAAAAUCAGACAGACUAAAGAUGCUCUAUUCACCAUUCUGAGGGACUUGCGUCCAAAUGAUCGGUUCAACUUUGUAACUUUCUCCAACCGCAUACGAGUCUGGCAGCCUGGCCAGCUGGUGUCCGUCACACCCAAUAGCGUGCGGGAUGCCAAGAAGUUCAUCUACAUGAUCUCACCCACCGGAGGCACAGACAUUAACAAUGCCAUCCAGACUGGCUCCUCAUUGCUGCGUGACUACCUGUCGACACGUCCAGAGUCCAGUCACAACAGUGUGUCCCUCAUCAUCUUCCUGACUGACGGUCGGCCCACGGUGGGCGAGCUGCAGACCCCCAGCAUCCUCGGCAAAACCAAAACUGCAGUGCAAGAGAAAUUCUGCAUUUUUACCAUAGGCAUGGGUAACGAUGUGGACUACAGGCUUCUGGAGCGAAUGGCUCUGGAGAACUGUGGCACCAUGAGGAGAAUUCCAGAGGAGGCGGAUGCUAGUGCCAUGCUGAAAGGCUUCUAUGAUGAGAUCGGCACUCCUCUUCUGUCAGACAUCCGUGUGGAUUACUCAGAAGACGCUGUUGAAUAUGUCACACAGCACUUUUUUCCCAACUACUUCAAUGGCUCUGAAAUCGUGGUGGCUGGCAAGCUGACCAAUCACAGCUCAGACUCUCUCCACAUUCAGGUGACGGCUAGCAACAGCGACCGUAGUCUGCGGCUAGAGAAGGAUGUGUUGCUAACUCAACGCGAGCAAGAGACAAAGCAGCGGCUGACAGAGGCCGAGGCAGGGCCGGACGCAGAUGGAUACGUUGAGCGUCUGUGGGGUUUCCUGAGCGUGAAGGAUGGCCUGAAGGGGCGACUGCGGAGCCAGACGAGCAGCGAGAGAGAGAAAUUCACGCAGCAAGCCGCCAAUCUCUCGCUAGAGUACAACUUCCUAACACCGCUCACACAGAUGGUAGUGGAAACGCCACAGGUGUUAGCCAAUGGCACUUUAGCAGAGGCUGAGCCUACAGAAGCACCAAUGUCCACUGAUUCAGAAGCAGCCAAUCAGCUGCCAGAUCAGGAGUCAACUGGAAACACACCCCAGAGUCUGCAGGAGCAGCCAGCACGGAGACCAGCAGCUAGCAUAGCAAAAAAUGGAGUUAAAAAGACCGCCAAAAAGUCUGUCACCCUCUCCAAAACAUCCGCGGAUGGAGAUCCUCACUUUGUGGUGGAUUUCCCUCUCAGCAAACUGACCGUGUGUUUUAACAUCAACGGACAGGCUGGAGACGUCCUUCGGCUAGUGACUGACCACAAACAGUCUGGUGUGACCGUAAAUGGUAAGCUGAUUGGAGCUCCAGCCCCAGCUGGUAGCCACAAACAGCAGCGCACAUAUUUCAGCUCCAUUAUUGUAGUUGUGGAUAAACCCCGGCGCUCGUACAUUGAGGUGACCCCGCGUAAGGUUAUCCUGGACGGCCGUGACCGCAUGAUCCUUCCCUGCAGCUCCAGCAUCUCAGUGGAAAGCGAAAGUCUUGGUGUGGCCAUUGUUGCUGACACCAACAUCACUGUAACCAUUCAGAAGACAAUCCGGUUCAUCAUCCUGCUGCAUACUUAUAAAAACCCUGCCCCUUACCAGCGAGACCACCUGGGCUUCUACAUAGCAAACAGCCAAGGACUUAGCAACACUACACACGGGCUGUUAGGCCAGUUUCUGUUUGAAGAAGUUGGACUAACACAACUUUCUGGAAACAUCACUGCGGCAAAAGGAAAUGAAACACAGGAAACAAGCAUUACUGGCAACCUAGAGCCCAGACCCAUGGCCCUGAAGGUGAAGGAGCGUACCGUUGCCGUGGUGAAGAAGAGCAGGCGCAUCUACUCUGGCACUCAGAUAGUGGACUGCUGGUUUGCCAGAAACAAUGCCGCUAAACUGAUCGAUGGGCAGUACCAGGACUAUGUAGUGUCCCACCUAUUCGACACAGGUGACUGGCCACAUGGGACCAAUACACACUAAGGGAAACACACGCAUACAUUCACUCAAACACCGUCACACAGAAUGAUGUCUCUUUCUGGAUUAACGGGUACCUACAGACAAAUCCAUGGGAGGCUUCCUUCUUUUUUUUUUCCCCAUUUGAAACACUAGCUGUCCUGUACAUGUUGAAUUUUAUGAUGAAUGGACUGAUAUAAAUGAUUCAAAAGUACUUUAAUGUACAUUAAAGUUAAGAAUGUUUUUUCCUUCUCCUGAGAAGUUACCAUUUCAGCGAGAUGAGGUUUUGUUACAAUAGUGACAAUAUACAGCAUAUGAGUUAUAUCUGUGUAACACUGCAACUUAAAACUACUGCAUAACUUAAGUGUUUAUAUAUUUCUACAUUUUGUACCUUUCUGAAAUCUAAUGUAAUAUGAUGAAAAUCAUGUUUUAAUAGUUUUAUACUGAUACUGUAAUUUAAAUCUUAACAAAAGAACAAAUAUGAGGAUUUUGAUGCUGUUCUAUUUACAAAUUUGAAAAAUAAACCAAAAGGUGGCACCUGUAAGCUGUAUCAUGUGUGGCCAAGUAUGAUGAGGAAGGCUCUUUAUAGCGGAAGUGCUCAGCGUUUACCGUUUUCUUGAAUGACCUUUCCAGGAAUCAUACUGGAUUAAAAUCACUCCACAAUUAUUACUGUCAGACUAUAAAAAAUACACACACUGCAGAUUCAUAUUGAAUUAAAAUCACUCCUUAACUACCCAUACUGCACUUUCAUACAUACAGAAACAAUUAUUGAUGGGAGAAAUUUUACAUACAUUGGCAAAAAAUGGACAUAUAAAACACCAAAGUUUUUAAAAAGGUUCAUUAUAAAAUAAAUAAAAUAAUAACACCAGUAUACUAACAUUUUAGCAGUGUAGCCUGUUUAGAACCUUCAGCUUUUAGGAUUCUUAAAGCAAUUUAAGGCUGAACCUUUGCUUUCAUUGUUAAAAUAUGAUUCAAUGACUUACCUUCAGAAAAGAAAGUAACCACACCUUAAAAAAGCUUGUUAUUCAGUUACUACAGGGACUUCAGUGCAAACUGGUAAAGCUACUCUUAGGUUAUAGAAGUGUGUAAUAUAACUUUUGGCCUGCCAGUGAGCCCUGGCCAUUUAAGGGGAAUAAAAUUCUGGGUUCAUGGAAGAUCUAGUGGUCAGUUAACAGAGCAAUUGAACUUCAAGUUUACAUAACUUGAAUAUUUGAAUUCAAUUUUAAAACCAACCAGGUUCCUUAUUUUUGAAAGUUAGAACAUUAAAUAAUUUGUUUACAGUGUUUUAACCUGCAUCAUGUAGCCCCUAUGCCCCCCAACCCCCCGUCUGUCAAAAGAAUGAACAUGCUUGCAUCUUAGAGCCACAUGAAAAAGCCUCUAAUUAAAAGAAACAUUAUACAC
Colossoma macropomum (tambaqui) is the source of this 4428-nucleotide messenger RNA. It is a transcript of the gene itih5, whose product is annotated as inter-alpha-trypsin inhibitor heavy chain 5. Gene Ontology annotation, biological process: hyaluronan metabolic process. The transcript is spliced from 14 exons. The record is from RefSeq and is a predicted model, not a curated record. Lineage: Eukaryota; Metazoa; Chordata; Actinopteri; Characiformes; Serrasalmidae. The coding region runs from base 100 to 3054 and encodes 984 amino acids. Gene Ontology annotation, molecular function: serine-type endopeptidase inhibitor activity.